AAACCAAAAAUUGGGGGAAAAUCUGAUGCACUAGUCGGAUGGUCCGAGUGAAUAUAUGAAGGUGUAAUAAAAAGGCAUCAACAAAUCUAAUUCACAACCCAAAAAGGCUUCAGAGUUGCAGAGCGACACCCCCGAACAACCCCCAAAUUAUCCUCACCGGAAUUUCAUGUCCAUCUUGCCCUCAUCGAAUUCAACCGAUUCUUCAGCCUCUAAUCUUCAAUUUACGAACCCUAAUUCUUCUGACAAUGGAGCUCAACAACACCUUUUUCAAUUUUCAAACUCCGACCAUGCCCCCUUCCAAUCCCUCCACAUCUCCGACCACCUCUCCGUCGGAGAACGCCACGUGGCAGGAUCAGUGGCUCAAACUGCACAACAUUCUGGUGGAUCUUCCAAAAAGAUGAAUGAAGCAAGGAAACUGUAUGGUAAAAAGGGUUAUGCUCACCAUACUGCUGGGACAAGUUUUCAGCGUCCAAAUACUGGUCACACGGGGGCCGCUUCUCCUCAACACAGAGGAAAGUAUGAGGCUAUGGGUUCUGCUGGCAGCCAGCAGCCUUCUGUGUCUACACCUUCAUCUGGAAGAAAGGGUCAAAUGGUUAAUGGGAACCACUUGCUGAAUUUUCAUUACGAUCCUAUUUCUCGUUCUCGAUCAAGGGAUUCACCUAUACCUCCAAGAAAACAGCAAAAGAGAAGGCCAUACAACAAGGAUUUGUUCCUUCAAGCAAAUUACAAGUUUGUUCUCUUAGAUUCUGGAAACUAUGCACCUGAGACAAUGGAUCCAGAUAAAGCUCUGCACUGGGAGGAUAUUAUAUGUGUGAAGUAUUCUACCCCUCUUCCUGUCCAUUGCCCAAUAUGUCUAGAAGAUCCCUUAUGUCCACAGAUAACCUCGUGUGGACAUAUCUUUUGUUUUCCAUGUAUCUUAAGGUAUUUAGCGGGUGAAGAUGAUUUUAAAGUUGAAUGCUCCAAAAAAUGCCCUCUGUGUUUCAUGGUAAUAUCAGUCAAGGAUUUGUACACCAUCUACAUUGAAAAUGUGAAGCAGUAUCGUCUUGGUGAUGUUAUAGAGUUUAUGCUUCUUACGCGUCAAAAGGAUUCAUUUACUCUAGCUCUCAAGAAUAAACAAGGGAUGUGUAGUGUUGAGGAAGUUAACGAUUCCUUUUCAAAGUUUACUUUCACUUCAGAUGUUGACCUCUCAGUUAGAGAAGUUAUAUCCGAGCUUGAUAAUUGGCUAGCUAGAGCAGAUUCCAAUCUUGUUGAUGACAUGUCAAUGCUUCCAUAUGUUUGUGCUGCAAGGGAACAACUAGAGCAAAGGAAGGCAAAUUGGAAUGAGCAUCAAGCUGGUAACGGUGAUGACAUGUCAGGAAACAGUACUGGGCAUACAAGUUCUCCAUUAGCAAAGAAUUCUACAGUGGGAAUAGUUUCUUCUAGUGUCAAUGAUAAGCCAACAGGUUCUGGGAUCCCAAGUUACAGUUUAAAAGAUGGAAAGUCUACUAUGGCUCAAGUCAGUGAUGCGAUUGGAUCACCUGAAGUUUGCGAUGAAUCUUUAUCUUCAUCAUUUAAUGACGACAAAAGUGUGCAGAUGCAAGGAAAUGACUUCAGGGAUAAAAAGGAAAAUGACUCGUACAAUUUUUAUCAGGCAGUUGAUGGUCAGCACCUCAUCCUUCAUCCAAUAAACUUAAAGUGUCUUCUACACCACUAUGGGAGCUACGACAGGCUUCCGCACAGAAUUCAUGGAAAGAUUGUACAGUUGGAGACUGUGACACAAUCAGAGGCAAUGAGGAAGCGCUAUCGUUAUUUGAGCCAUUUUUCUUUAACUACAACAUUUCAGCUUUGUGAGAUUGAUCUCAGUGACAGUCUACCUCUUGAUGCCUUUUCUCCAUUCAUUGAUGAAAUAAAAAAUAGAGAAAAGCAGCGGAAGCGGGUCGCUAGGAAGGAGCAAGAGGAGAAAAUAAAGGCUGAAGUUGCUGCUGCAACAGAAUUUUUGACUAUGCCGUAUAACUUUGCACAACCUUCUCAUGAUUUCUCCCCUAACUUCUCCAUGGAUGACUUUGAAGCGUUAGGAAGCUCUGCUGUGGUGUCAGUGAGCCCUCCUGUAGGUGAAAGGCCUCUGUUCUCAAACGUCACAAGACUAGGUUUUGCUGCAGCACAUGAUUCUCCAGCCUUGAAAUUUGAGGAACCCAGCAGUCUUACCCGAACAGAUGUUGCCACUAAUUCUAGUCCAAGUGGUACACAAUCAUUUGCCAAUGUAAUAUCAAGAGCAAAGCCUGUUGAAUCCAAGAUUAGUGAGACAGGAAAGAGAGGAAAAAAGCCGAGCCGAGUCCUCCUUUCAACAGCCGGUGGUCGACGCUAUUAAGUUUCAAGAUUUAAAUGUUCCGCAAAUACUUAGCUUUAAACAUGGAAUGAAUAAUGCUGGAUUUUUAAGUGAUGAGCAUCGAACAAUGAAUUGUAUAUGUGUUGUUCUUUCUAUGUUUUCAAAGUGUUGUCUUGUCCGAUGAAGAUCAGUGGUUAUCAUAUACAGUAUAUGCUAAUUUUCUUUUGAUUGCA
This is a messenger RNA of Daucus carota subsp. sativus, 2538 nucleotides long. RefSeq lists its product as uncharacterized. The record is from RefSeq and is a predicted model, not a curated record. Gene Ontology annotation, biological process: positive regulation of transcription by RNA polymerase II. The transcript is spliced from 9 exons. Bases 167 to 2347 code for a protein of 726 amino acids. NCBI's taxonomy places the organism in Eukaryota, Viridiplantae, Streptophyta, Magnoliopsida, Apiales, Apiaceae. Gene Ontology annotation, molecular function: metal ion binding; transcription cis-regulatory region binding.